AUGACCCUCAAAAGAGAGCAAAUUGAGAAACCUAACAAAGCCAAAAAGACCAUUGCCUUCAAAAUAUCUUCCGAAAACUCAAGUGAUGAAGAUGAUGAGUUUGAUGAGGAAGCAUUGGCUCUAAUGACAAGGAGAAUAAGGAAGAUGCUCGUUCAAAACAAGAAGUUCAUCCCAAAGAGGAACUUCAAGAAGGACAAGGGAGAAAGUAGCAAGAGGGAUCCUCCCACAUGCUUUAAAUGCAACAAGCCGGGUCACAUUAGAACGGAUUGUCCCAAAUUGAAAAAGCCUUUCAAGAAGUUCAAGAAGAAGGCACUUAAAGCAACAUGGGAUGAAUCAAGUGACUUUGAAGAUGAGGAGAUUGGUGAUCAAGUUGCCCAAAUGUGCUUCAUGGCAAUGGAGGAAAGCUCCAAUGAGAGAAAUAAACUUUUAAAAAGUGAGCUUGUGAGUUUAAGGAAAGAGAAUGAGACCUCAUCUAAGGUUGAUAGACCUUUAGAUAGUAAUGUGCAAAAAUCCUUAGAUGAGCUUUUAUUAGAAAAUGAGAAGUUGAAAAAUGAAAUUGUUGAGCUAAAAACUUCUCUUUUCAAAUUUGCUAAAGGAAAGGACAAACUUAAUGCAAUUUUGGACUCUCAAAGGUCUCUUAGCAUUAAGUAUGGACUUGGCUAUAGUAAAUUUACCCAAGCACCUCUUUCCAAGACCAUCUUUGUUAAAGCAUCUAGUUCUAAUGAGCCUAUUCCUCAAAUGCCUAGUCUAAAGGUAUGCUUGAAAUCCUCAAAGCUUGAAAGCAAGUGGUACUUGGAUAGUGGAUGUUCAAGACACAUGACCCAAAAUGCCAAUCUCUUCCUUUCUCUUGAAAAGAAAGAUGGAGGCAGGCAAGUGACUUUUGGUGAUAAUGGUAAAGGUAAAAUUGUGGGAAUAGGUAAGGUUGGUAAGGAAAACUCCCCUAUUCUUGACAAAGUGCUUUUGGUUGAUGGUUUAAAACAUAAUUUGCUUAGUGUUAGUCAAUUAUGUGAUAAGGGUUGUGGAGUUGUUUUUGAGUCUAAAUCUUGCUUUGUGUCUAGGAUGAGUGAUAACAAAAUGCUUGCACAUGCUAGCAUGGACCUUCUUGCAAACUUUAACAAGGAUGAGAUAGUUGAUGGGCUACCAAAGAUCAAGUUUCAAAAGGAUAAGGUGUGUAAUGCAUACCAAAUGGGUAUCUUCUUGGGAUACUCUACAUCCAGUAAAGCAUAUAGAGUCUUCAAUAAGAGAACCUUAGUUGUUGAGGAGUCAAUGCAUGUUGUAUUUGAUGAAGCUAACUCCUUUGGUCCUAGAAAGGAUAUUUUUUGUGAUGAUGAUGUUGUAGGUAAUCUUGAUGAGUUGACUCUUGAAGAUCCUCAAUCUAGUGGAAUUUAA
Messenger RNA from Hevea brasiliensis (rubber tree), 1389 nucleotides. RefSeq lists its product as uncharacterized. The transcript is spliced from 5 exons. The coding region runs from base 1 to 1389 and encodes 462 amino acids. The record is from RefSeq and is a predicted model, not a curated record. NCBI's taxonomy places the organism in Eukaryota, Viridiplantae, Streptophyta, Magnoliopsida, Malpighiales, Euphorbiaceae. Gene Ontology annotation, molecular function: nucleic acid binding; zinc ion binding.